Messenger RNA from Arabidopsis arenosa, 1152 nucleotides. The record is from the annotation of a GenBank genome assembly. Lineage: Eukaryota; Viridiplantae; Streptophyta; Magnoliopsida; Brassicales; Brassicaceae.
GAUCCGAUUUCAGAAUUUGGGACUAAAGGGACAAGCGCCGGGAAAAAAUCGAGAGCGACAACAAUGGCGCCUUCUUCGUCGAGCGGUCUCACGUUCAAGCUACAUCCUCUGGUGAUGCUUAACAUAUCCGAUCACUUCACUAGGGUUAAAACUCAGCUUAAUCCUCCCGCCGCUUCUUGCGCCACCGGGAACGGCUCCAGCAACGCCGACGCGACGGUCCUGCAAAACCCUAGGGUUUAUGGCUGCGUUAUCGGUCUCCAGAGAGGUCGUACGGUUGAGAUAUUCAACAGUUUCGAGCUAUUAUUCGAUCCUACUACUGAUACUCUCGACAGAUCCUUCCUCGAGAAGAAGCAAGAACUCUAUAAGAAGGUGUUCCCUGACUUCUACGUAUUGGGAUGGUAUUCGACGGGAAGCGACGCUACGGAAUCUGAUAUGCAUAUCCACAAAGCUCUGAUGGACAUUAAUGAAUCUCCUGUGUAUGUUCUUCUAAAUCCUGCUAUCAAUCAUGCACAGAAGGAUCUUCCAGUGACUAUCUACGAAAGCGAAUUCCAUGUCAUUGAUGGAGUUCCUCAGUCGAUUUUCGUGCAUACAAGCUACACUAUUGAGACAGUUGAAGCUGAAAGAAUAUCGGUUGAUCAUGUUGCACAUCUUAAGCCAUCUGAUGGAGGCUCAGCAGCGACCCAAUUGGCUGCUCAUCUUACUGGAAUACAUAGUGCCAUCAAGAUGCUUAAUAGCAGAAUCAGAGUGCUCUAUCAGUAUAUUGUCGCUAUGCAGAAAGGUGAUAUUCCUUGCGACAACGCACUUUUUCGACAAGUAUCUAGUCUGCUCAGAAGUUUGCCUGCCGCAGAAUCAGAGAAGUUUCAUGAAAAUUUCUUGAUGGAGUACAACGACAAAUUGCUGAUGUCUUACCUAGCAAUGAUCACGAAUUGUACCAGCAACAUGAACGAGGUGGUUGACAAAUUCAACACUGCAUACGACAAACACAGCCGAAGAGGCGGCGGUAGGAAUGUGUUCAUGUAAAGAUUAGGUUCAUUUAGUACUCUUUAAGGCAUUUCACUUUUCGGAACCAAACAACUAAAGAAGUUCUUCUUCUGCUUAAGCUUUAUUUAGACAGAAGCUAAGUUUAGGCCUAACUAAAUUUUGCGACAAGAC